CAACGCCGGCCAUAAAACCCGAGCCCAAUUGCCAAAACCCAGCUGCAGCUGUAACGACGUGUUUAUAAAAAUCAAACGCCGUCAAAACAAAUGCUCGCACUCCGCCUCCGCCUGCUUCCCACCAUGACGAUCGGCGCCACCGCAGCUCUAUCGUCCCCGUCUUUCCUUGCGGCGAGGAGUAACCCUAGAUUGUCAAUUCCUCACAAUCCGAAACUCUCCAGUGACAUAUUUUGCUCGAAUCGUCUUUCUCUCUCCACUCGCUUCUCCAAUGGUUCCGUUCGCUGCUUCGCGGCGGUGGCCGCCGCUCCCGAGAAGGUUCGAGUGCAGAGCCCCAUCGUAGAAAUGGACGGCGAUGAAAUGACCCGAGUUAUAUGGAAAAUGAUCAAAGAUAAGUUGAUAUUUCCACAUCUGGAAUUGGAUAUAAAGUAUUUUGACCUAGGGGUAUUGAACCGUGACGCGACCGAUGAUAAAGUCACGGUAGAGAGUGCAGAAGCGGCUCUCGAGUACAAUGUUGCCAUAAAAUGUGCUACAAUUACUCCAGAUGAGGCCCGAGUCAAGGAAUUUGGACUAAAAAAUAUGUGGAGGAGUCCCAAUGGCACAAUCAGAAACAUAUUAAAUGGAACUGUAUUCCGCGAGCCUAUCUUGUGCCAGAAUAUUCCCAGACUAGUUCCUGGCUGGAAAAAACCCAUUUGUAUUGGCCGACAUGCCUUCGGCGAUCAGUAUCGUGCCACUGACACAAUAAUACCAGGACCUGGAAAGCUGAAAAUGAUUUUUGCGCCAGAAAACGGGGGUGAACCCAUAGAGCUGGAUGUGUAUGAUUUUAAGGGUCCCGGUGUUGCCCUUGCUAUGUAUAACAUUGAUCAGUCUAUUCGAGCAUUUGCUGAAUCAUCGAUGGCAAUGGCGUUAACAAAAAGGUGGCCACUCUACUUGAGCACAAAAAAUACCAUUCUUAAGAAAUACGAUGGCAGGUUCAAGGACAUAUUUCAGGAGGUGUAUGAAGAAAAUUGGAAGGCAAAGUUUGAAGAGCAUUCGAUAUGGUAUGAGCAUCGGUUGAUUGACGACAUGGUGGCCUAUGCGGUGAAGAGUGAAGGUGGAUAUGUUUGGGCCUGCAAAAACUACGACGGAGACGUUCAGAGUGAUUUACUUGCUCAAGGAUUUGGUUCUCUUGGACUCAUGACUUCUGUUUUGUUGUCUGGUGAUGGUAAGACAUUGGAAGCCGAGGCGGCUCACGGGACUGUAACACGUCAUUUUAGGCAGCAUGAGAAGGGACAAGAAACCAGCACAAACAGUAUUGCUUCCAUAUUUGCCUGGACUCGAGGAUUAGAACAUCGGGCAAAGCUUGACGGAAAUGAAAAGCUGUUAGAAUUUGCUCACAAGCUAGAAGCAGCUUGCAUGGAGACUGUCGAGUCUGGGAAAAUGACUAAAGAUCUUGCUAUUCUUAUUCACGGCCCAAAGGUUUCGAGAGAGUUUUACUUGAACACUGAAGAAUUCAUCGAUGCAGUUGCAAGCAAUCUCGAGUCAAAACUUGUUGCUCCGGCACUCGUUUAAACCUUUUGAGAACCCGUUUUGACGCCAUUGAGAAAGUAAGUAUAGAGUCUUGAAGAAACGAGGAAGUUGGAGAUUGUACAGGGAACACUUUUUUCCUCCAGUGGAAUGCAUUUUAAACUUUUACAAUCAAGCUUACCGUUGACGGUUUCGGGGAGAUAUCUGAUGGUUUGUCAGUAUAUAUAUAUAUAUAUAUAUAUAUAUAUAUAUACAUUCCAUUUUGAACUAUAAGGGGAUUUAUAUACAUUGUUGAAGAUGACUGAUACUUGGCCACUCAUGAUUAGAUUUAUUGUUCCUGAUUGUUGUGUAUAUGCCUUUAUUUCUUCGA
Erythranthe guttata (spotted monkey flower) is the source of this 1873-nucleotide messenger RNA. Its product is annotated as Isocitrate/isopropylmalate dehydrogenase family protein. NCBI's taxonomy places the organism in Eukaryota, Viridiplantae, Streptophyta, Magnoliopsida, Lamiales, Phrymaceae. Gene Ontology annotation, molecular function: isocitrate dehydrogenase (NADP+) activity; magnesium ion binding; NAD binding. Gene Ontology annotation, cellular component: mitochondrion. Gene Ontology annotation, biological process: isocitrate metabolic process; NADP+ metabolic process. The record is from RefSeq and is a predicted model, not a curated record.